UCUCCAUCUUCUUCAAACCACACACUCACCAAACCUCAAGAAACAAAUCAUCAAAACACGAACGAUAUGGCUUCCACGGACGCAGUCUCCCGCCCCACACCAACUCCGGACCAUGACACAACCGUCGUAGUAGUGGUGUUUGUCUCAUUGGGUUGUGUCAUGUUCUUGUUGUUCCUAGCGUUUGUUAUCUGGUUCUUGAUCAAGAAAAGAUCCAAGAAGCACUCUGAGAAAUCUAAGGCGGUUCGUAUGGAUGAGCAUUUUAAGAUGAAAGAAGCUAUAGUUGAAGGACCUAAUGGACAAAAGUCUGUGGUGUUAUCAGUUGAGGAUGAUGUUGAGUUCUCAGAUGCAAUCAAGAAAGAUGAGAAAGAUUUGAAGAAACAUGGUGCAGUUGGCUCAUCAUCUGUCGCUUCACGUUCUUAAAUGAACCUUCAUUCAUAAUAUUGCCAAUAUAAUUAUUUAUCUUAUAAUUAUUGCGUUUGUGUGUAUCAUUUGUUUGGUGAAAUAAAAAGCAUCCGAAAUAUUGUUUUAUCUAUA
This is a messenger RNA of Capsella rubella, 534 nucleotides long. RefSeq lists its product as uncharacterized. The record is from RefSeq and is a predicted model, not a curated record. Lineage: Eukaryota; Viridiplantae; Streptophyta; Magnoliopsida; Brassicales; Brassicaceae. Gene Ontology annotation, biological process: plant-type secondary cell wall biogenesis. The transcript has a single exon. Bases 67 to 420 code for a protein of 117 amino acids.